Zychaea mexicana is the source of this 700-nucleotide messenger RNA. RefSeq lists its product as uncharacterized. NCBI's taxonomy places the organism in Eukaryota, Fungi, Mucoromycota, Mucoromycetes, Mucorales, Lichtheimiaceae. The record is from RefSeq and is a predicted model, not a curated record. Bases 103 to 339 code for a protein of 78 amino acids. The transcript has a single exon.
CCUCCUCUCGCUGCUUACUAUAUCAUCUUAUCCACUUUUCUUGUUGUUUUCAAACAAGCCGACUCGUCCCUUUGUAUCUUGCUUUUUUCUUAUUACGCGAUCAUGGCCAACGCAGCUAUUGAAUGGGUGUAUAAUGCCGGAUCAGCUUGGACGCCUCUAGAUACCUAUACACAGACGUCAAUUGAAGCAUUGUGGUCCCGCAAUGCAGCCUCUUGGAUCCAGAGCUGCCCUUCGUUUGGUGGAGCAUCCGUUUUUAUAGACACCACACGCCUCGUCCUGAUGUGGAGCGGCUACCCAUACACCAUCGCUCGUCGUUAUAGAUACCAGCGCCGUCGAUAACACCAGUGGAUAUCCAAUUUUCGGCAUCUUUCUCCUCCAAAAUCUACGGAUCCGUCACUCGCUUCUUCUUUUAUCGUCAUUUUUUGGGGCAGCGAACUUCAUCAACUUCAUACUACCCUUACCUCCACCAUUUCACAUAGCAUCACAAUCCAUAUUUCAUACACACAUUAUCAUUCCCCUUUUGUACACAUGUAUUGUAGCACGUCUCUUUGUUGUAAAUAGCUUAGCAUUUUUAGCACGUAUCAUUUGUUUGGUAUAUAAAUUUAUUUCCAUUUCCAUUGAUGUCCAUCCCCAUGUCCGUUUCUUUGUUGAUGUGAUACUUUCUUGACCUGACUACAAGAAGUAUGUACGAUGAUGCUAG